AUGAAGGACCAGAACGUGCUGCCAGGCAAGCCGGCCGAACUCAUCAGCGGGCAGCCCAAGAGUGCAGCCAUGGGCCUGUAUCACUAUAUGCGGGUGAAAGACCCGUUCGCCGCAGACAACGCGGACAGCAUAGAGCACGAAGUGAAGGAGUUCGUUAGGAAGCUCAAGGACAAUGCCGUUCUGUUGGGCUUCCUGGAGAAAGCUCCAGAGGAUUCUGAUAAGAUCGAGGCCAUUUAUGGUGCUGAGCAGAUCGCAAAGGCGAAAGACGAUAUCUCCUACUUCAAGACAAUAGCCCGUUUGCCCAAUGAUGCCACUCCGUUGAACGUCGCUGCCAAGGUUUCGGACGAGGUUCAAGGUAAUCUCGAGUAUAUAUUGUACCAGCGCUGCAGCCAAGUAUAUGUAGAAGGUCCUAAUGCAAUCCGGGAUGCUGGCCGUGGACCGGUAAACCUUGAUGAUUUUUUGGGGCACGCCAACGUGCAAGAUGCCGAGCUUACGGAAGCGCAUGUGGUGGCUUUGCGAUUUUACACGACUCCAGCUUUCAAGUAUUUGAAUUCCCCUUUACGGAGCACGUUUUUUUACGAUAAGGGUAAGUCUCAUCCACUUCCUAAAACGGUGGCUUACAUUUCAGAGGGUAUCAAGAAGCUUCGAGCCUCGUACGCCAUCAAGGUCGAGGCCGGAACCGCGACAUCAAAACUUGUCCUUUGGCGAGGGUUGAAAAACAUGGCCCUGCCUAAAGUUUUUUUGACAAACCAGAAGGGGGGCACAGAACUUGCCCCAAUGUCGACAACGACAGACUUGUCAGUGACGACAAAGUAUGCGUGCAGCGGAGAGUCCGUGAUGCUGAAGAUCUGUUUGGACAAUUUCAUGCAGUAUGGUGCCGAUCUUCAGUGGCUGUCAGCCUUCCCAGGUGAAGAAGAGGUGCUCUAUCCACCCUUGACAUAUUUGCAGCCUACAGCCCGCGAGCCUCAAGUGGUUCAGCUCAGCACUGGUCACAAGUUCACCGUCUACGAAGUCAAACCUACCAUUCCCUGA
Prorocentrum cordatum is the source of this 1032-nucleotide messenger RNA. Lineage: Eukaryota; Dinophyceae; Prorocentrales; Prorocentraceae. The record is from the annotation of a GenBank genome assembly.